GUAUCUGGUCAGAGGUACAAGUGACCGUCUGAUGGUGCUAUGCCUGCCCCUGAAACAAAAGCCCUUUGCCACCAUCAUCUUGCAUGUGCCCUCCCAAUGACGAACCGCGAUGACGAAGAGGAACGUUUCCACAGAAAUUUAGAGAGACUCAAUGCAGAAGUCCCACCAUCCAACAAUCUGAUUUUAAUGGAUGAUUUUAACGCUCGAGUUAGCAGCAAUGCUCAAACGUGGAAGAGAUUCAUCGUACCGCGUGGGAUUGGCCAACUAGAGAGCAAUGAUCUAUGUUUGUUCAGUGAACAUUCCAGACGCCAUCUCGUGAUCACAGACACCAUCUUCCAUCAGGCAAACAAAAGGAAAACACCCUGGAUGCAUCCACCGUGUAAGAAGUGGCAUCUCACCAACUACAUCAGAGUACGGCAGAGGGACUUUGAGGAUGUGUGGAUCACGGCAGCCAUGCUUAGAGCAGAGUGUUGGAUGGACUAUUUUGUCUGAUGUGUUCCAAGCUCACACUGACUAAAUGACCAUUGCAUCGAAAAGUAGCUUGCAACGCAGCCGGCUUCAGGCAGUAAUUGAGGGAGAGGAAUACCACAUUGCUGUCAUCUCCUUGUGAGUGGGACUGGCAAAAUAGUUGGCCUUCCAGCUCUUCUUACUCCACGAGACGUAAAUUCAAGGCAUCAACCGAGAGAUUGCCUCACCAGGCCCCAGGCAUGGAAGAGGUGAUAUGGGAACAGUACACUGUGACUUUACAAAAGGAUUCCAAAAGGGGGUUUGGCAUCGCCGUGUCAGGAGGCAGAGAUAAUCCCCACUUCGAAAAUGGCGAAACAUCGAUUGUCAUCUCUGAUGUACUCUCAGGUGGUCCCGCUGAUGGGCUCCUUCAAGAAAAUGAUCGGGUAGUUAUGGUCAAUGGCACACCUAUGGAAGAUGUGCCCCAUUCAUUCGCAGUGCAGCAGUUGAGAAAAAGUGGCAAGGUCGCUGUCAUUGUAGUGAAGAGACCCCGGAAGGUCCAGCUGGCACCCCUCAGAGGAAGCCCGUCCUUGGAGCAUGAUGACCGGGCUUUUGGUGUGAUGGAUGACCGUGCAGAGUUUGAUGGCAGGAGUGCCCGCAGUGGCUACAGUGAGAGGAGCUGGCACAGUGGCAAUGGGGGCCGCAGCCGGGAUACCAGUCCCGAGAGGGGGCGCCCUCACGACAGAGUACGCGGCAGAGAGCGGAGCUACAGUCGUGGCUGCAGUCUGGAGCGGGGUUUGGAUCACGACUAUGGGAGAGACCGGAGCCGAGGCCGGAGCGUCGACCGGCUUGAUGGCUAUGGCUACGAGCGCAGCUACGGCAGGGAUUACAGCCCACAGGACGUUAAACAGGAAAGGGAGAUGAUGAGGAGCCACAGCCGAGAUCAACUGAUCUGCUGCCCCACACCCGAGCUUCGCCGCCGGCAGGAUUGCUCAGAACAGCAAGAUCCAGAAAGGCCCAUCGGAGUCCUUUUGAUAAAAGGCAAACCAAAUGAAGAAUAUGGUCUCCGUCUGGGGAGUCAGAUCUUCAUUAAGGAGAUGACUAGAACUGGUUUAGCAACCAAAGAUGGCAACCUUCACAAAGGGGACAUAAUUCUCAAGAUCAACGGCACUGUGACAGAGAAUAUGUCUUUAACCGAUGCUCGAAAAUUGAUAGAAAAAUCACGAGGAAAACUGCAGUUGGUAGUUUUGAGAGACAGCAAACAAACUCUGAUCAACAUUCCUUCAUUAAAUGACAGUGACUCGGAAAUAGAGGAUAUUUCAGAAAUAGAGUCAAACCGAUCAUUCUCUCCAGAUGAUAGAAGAUUGCAUCAUUCUGAUUUUGAUUAUCAUUCCUCAAAUGAAAAACUGAAGGAAAAGACAAAGGAGGACACACCAAAUAGACUAUCUAGGAUGGGAGCAACUCCUACACCAUUUAAAUCCACCAGUGAUAUUUCUGCCACUGUUAUCUCAGAAGCCAACAAAGAACUCAAAUACCAAGAAGACCCCCCAGUUUCCCCACCCAAAGGAGUUCCCAAAACUUUUCUGCAACCUAGUCCUGAAGAUGAAGCAAUAUAUGGCCCUAAUACAAAAAUGGUGAAAUUCAAGAAAGGAGACAACGUGGGCCUUCGCCUGGCUGGUGGCAAUGAUGUGGGGAUAUUUGUUGCUGGCAUUCAAGAAGGCACUUCAGCUGACGAAGAAGGCCUACAGGAAGGAGACCAGAUUCUAAAGGUAAACACACAAGACUUCAGAGGCUUGGUUCGAGAAGAUGCAGUUCUUUAUCUACUAGAGAUCCCCAAAGGUGAUACAGUGACUAUCUUGGCCCAGAGUAGAGCUGAUGUGUACAGAGAAAUCCUAGCCUGUGGCAGAGGGGAUUCAUUUUUCAUAAGGAGCCAUUUUGAAUGUGAGAGAGAAUCUCCUCAAAGCUUAGCCUUCACCAGAGGAGAGAUCUUCAGAGUGGUGGAUACACUGUAUGAUGGCAAGCUGGGCAACUGGCUAGCAGUGAGAAUUGGAAAUGAACUGGAAAAGGGCUUAAUUCCAAACAGAAGCAGAGCUGACCAGAUGGCCAGUGUUCAGAACGCCCAGAGAGAUAACUCCGGUGACAGGGCAGAUUUCUGGAGAAUGCGAGGCCAGAGGUCUGGAAUGAAAAAGAACCUGAGGAAGAGUCGGGAAGACUUGACAGCUAUUGUUUCCGUUAGCACAAAGUUCCCAGCCUACGAGAGGGUUCUUCUGCGAGAGGCUGGUUUCAAGAGACCUGUGGUCCUUUUUGGCCCGAUAGCUGAUAUAGCAAUGGAGAAGCUGGCUAAUGAACUGCCUGAUCUGUAUCAAGCUGCUAAGACUGAGCCAAAAGAUGCAGGCUCUGAGAAGUCCAGUGGAGUCGUUCGAUUAAACACUGUGAGGCAAAUUAUUGAACAGGAUAAACAUGCGCUGUUAGAUGUGACUCCAAAGGCUGUGGACCUAUUGAACUAUACCCAGUGGUUUCCAAUUGUGAUCUUCUUCAACCCAGACACUAGACAGGGUGUGAAAACAAUGAGAAACCGGCUGAAUCCCUCUUCCAACAAGAGUUCUCGAAAGCUGUAUGAUCAAGCCAAUAAGUUAAAAAAGACUUGUGCUUAUCUCUUUACAGCUACAAUCAAUUUAAAUUCUGCCAAUGAUAGUUGGUAUGGCAGCUUGAAAGACUCAAUUCAGCAUCAGCAAGGAGAAGCAGUUUGGGUGUCGGAAGGAAAGGUGGAUGGGAUGGACGAUGAUCUUGAAGAUCGCAUGUCAUACCUAACGGCCAUGGGAGCUGACUACCUGAGCUGUGACAGCCGCUUGAUCAGUGACUUUGAAGACACGGACGGAGAAGGAGGCGCAUAUACAGACAAUGAGCUGGAUGAACCUACAGAAGAGCUGCAGGUUUCUUCAAUUACCCGCUCCUCUGAGCCAGUGCAGUUGGAGGAGAGCAUAGGAAAACCCAGCCCAGAGCCAAGAGCUCAUAUGAGGAGAGCUGCCAGCAGAGAUCACCUUAGGGAUAAUAGCCCACCUCCAGCAUUCAAGCCCGAACCACCAAAGGCCAAGCUCCAGAGCAAAGAAGAAUUUUAUGACUAUCCUAAGUCCUACGAAUAUAAAUCAAGUAUCUCUGGUAUCGGCAGUAAUGAAAUUCCCGUGGCAGUUGCCAAAGGACCCCCACCACCUCUAUAUGCAAAACCUGCUAUUGCCCGAUCGAUUCUGAAGACCUCGACAUCAUCUGCCAAUCCACACCCAGAGGAUGAGGUGGUAGAUGAGGGAAAUGUGGCUGAAGAAGACACCACUCCAAGAUCUGUUUUGGGCAAAGUUAAAAUAUUUGAAAAGAUGGACCACAAAGCCAGAAUACAAAGAAUGCAAGAAAUCCAAGAAGCACAAAAUGCAAGGCUUGAAAUAGCUCAGAAGCAUCCUGAUAUCUAUGCCGUCCCAAUCAAGGCACCAAAACCAGACCCUAACUUAUCCCAGUUUUCAAGGUCACCUGAAUCUCAGAAACCACCUUUUAGAAUUUGCCGAGAUGCCAGGGGGAGUUAUGGGAGUGAUGCUGAGGAAGAAGACUAUCGCCAGCAGCUCUCGGAACAUUCGAAGCGUGGAUAUUAUGGGCAACCAUCCAGAUACCGGGAUACUGAAUUGUAAAUUCACUAAUAUAUCUGUCUUCUGGGCCAAGAAUCAGAGUAGCACUCUUGCAGGAAAACUGGGAUGGGUUUUGUUGGGGUUUUUUGGUAGAAGUGGAACAUGGAGAGCUAUCUGGUUGGCUUAUAAAGUUCUAUUUUUGGAAUGGGGUGGGUGGGAGGUAAGGCUAUAUAAACUGAUUUAUAAACGCACACUGGAAGUGGAGGAUCUCUUUUCUGAGAGUGGGUUGGGUUACAGAAUUAAGACAAAAAAACACUUUGUGGUCUGAAUAUUGUUACUUGUGUCAUGGACCAAGAGUUAUUUUAAAAGUUGUAUCAGUUUUGUUUUAAUAUUUCUAACUUACUAAAGAGUGAUAACUUUUUCCUCAUACUGCCUUAAAGGACUACUCCAUUGAGUGAAUGUGAGUUCAGAGACAAAGAGAAGACAUGGUUUAAACUAAAUUCAGCUAAACCUUUUAAUUCAAAUCUUUAAGUGCCUUUUAGAGAAGGAUCAUCAACUUUCUUCAACUAAUACUUAAAGCCAUAAUAUACUAAAGAGUAUUUUGACUAAUUUUUUGUACUGGUUUCGUAGUUAUAAUUUUCUCUGCAUAGUAUCUAUUUUUCAGGCACUGAUCAGUUUUCCCUAAGUGCAGGCUGUGUAUAUAUAUAUAUAUAUAUAAUAGGUAUGCAUACUUGGUAAUCUGGCUAAUCAAUAUCAAGAAGCUUGAAGGGCCAAGAAGUUGGUGUAGAAAUUCAGUUCAUUUUUGUUUUAAGCUAUUGCACAAAAUCAAAUAAAUAUAUUCUAUAUAAUCA
This is a messenger RNA of Tachyglossus aculeatus (Australian echidna), 4906 nucleotides long. It is a transcript of the gene TJP2, whose product is annotated as tight junction protein 2. The transcript has 24 exons. Gene Ontology annotation, biological process: protein localization to cell-cell junction; positive regulation of blood-brain barrier permeability; cell-cell adhesion. Gene Ontology annotation, cellular component: bicellular tight junction; plasma membrane. Gene Ontology annotation, molecular function: cell adhesion molecule binding. The record is from RefSeq and is a predicted model, not a curated record. Bases 708 to 4118 code for a protein of 1136 amino acids. NCBI's taxonomy places the organism in Eukaryota, Metazoa, Chordata, Mammalia, Monotremata, Tachyglossidae.